AGAACCGGCUGAAUAUUGUACGUACGUGUGACGGUCUUCGUUAGAUGAAGUUCAUGUUGACGCUGUCUUGUCUCUCCUGAAGUUGUAUACUUACCAGGGCCUUCUUCCGUCUGCAUCUCAUCUCACUUUCCGACUUGUGUUUGUCCUCUCUUCGAGACUCCCAUCUCCACUCCACCUUCUAGACAAGAAUCGUAAGAUUGUCACCAAGUCUCGAGCUCAACCUUCCUACACCAUCUUGCAUCAUGGCCAUUCAAAAGCAUGUGGUUUUCGACGUCGUCGGCACAUGCGUAUCAUUUGAUGCGUUCUACAACUGCAUCAACCGCGUCAUCGGCGAGAAACUCCUCACAAAGAACAUCACCGCCACCUCGUUCGGCUUUACUUGGAUGACGGCUGCCGAGCUGGAAUUCACCUUCCUCUCCAUUUCCGAGCGCCACCGCCCAUACAAAGACGUCCUUACCGCCUUGUUCUUCCGCACGCUGUUCAUGGUUGGCGUUGCGGCGCCGCGGGAAUUUGUGACAGACGCGGAACGCGACGCCUGUGUGCAGGGAUACUCGGAGCUCGAGCUGCGGCCGGGAACCAAGGAGUGCUUCGCGACGUUGAGAGACGCCGGAUUCACCGUCUGGUGCUUGACGACCGGCGACACCAAGCGUGUCGGCGGAUACUUUGAGCGCGCCGGCGUGGACAUGCCGCUGGAGAACCUCAUCAGCUGCGAUGGGCAGGGCGUGGCCAAGCCAGCACUGGCAGCUUACAAGCCCACGCUUGCUCGGUUCGCUCCUGAUGAUGUCAAGUGGUUUGCAGCUGCGCACAUGUGGGAUGUGUCCGCUGCAGUAAAGGUUGGGUUCCGGGGUGCCUAUUGCACCGUCUACGAACAGGAUCCUUGCGCCGAGAUAUUCGACACGCAGAUGGAGGUUAUGGCCGACACGCUGCCGCAAAUGGCAAAGGGGAUUGUAGAAGCGUCGCUCUAGAUAUUUUCAUGUUGCAUUAAUCAAUACACUAGCUUACGGUG
Molecule: messenger RNA, 1006 nt
Organism: Ilyonectria robusta
Lineage: Eukaryota; Fungi; Ascomycota; Sordariomycetes; Hypocreales; Nectriaceae
Product: putative 2-haloalkanoic acid dehalogenase
Exons: 1
Coding region: 243-965 (240 amino acids)
Source: RefSeq, a predicted model, not a curated record